UAACGUUAAUGGGCCCCCGCCCAUACAUGGCUUUCUUACCAACCCGUGAGUUUACAAAAGAUCUCGUCCACCCUCCCCUCCAACCAGCCUCCUUUCUUCUCUCCAUCAUCAACAUCAACUACAACCACCAACAACCAACAACAACAACAUUGAUGAACAUCGAGCAUUGAAGCACUACCCCAGACUCCAAGUCACGUCGACCUGACCAGACUACCAAACCAAAACACCAACAGUACCCACACCAGUGACUCAGAAAGCAAUUCCAUCAACACCAACAACCCUCAAAAUGCCUUCCUCAGUUACUUUCUCCGCUGCAACAGCGAACACCAAGUCAGCCAGCCAAUCCAUCUACACCCGACCUCCCCAGAAGAAGCAGAAGAUGAGCAUCACUCAGACCUACUUCCUCGCCCACAGCGCUCGCGGCAAGCUCUCCCGCGAGGCUGCCCGACCUGACCACGACCUCCGCCUGUUGGUGGGACACGCCAACAUGCUCGACUCCCUGAUGCUCGAUUUGGCCAACGCCGAGCAGGAGCAGGAACGGUGGUUCAACAACAUUGUCAACGGAUCGCAGUCAGAAGAGGAAGAGGAGGAGCGACAUCGACAUGUUGAGACCAUUGUGGAGGAGCCCGAGGCCGACUGGGAACCAGAAGAUGCCACCUCGUCGGAGGAAGAGUCAGAGGACGAGUCCGAGCAGAAGCCAGACACCAAGGUGACGGCCAUCGAGGUCGACUCGGAUAUGGAAGAUGACGACGAGGAGAACGAGGACCUGACUCUCGUCCGCACUGCCUCUCGACACUCCCCUCCCGAGCUCAGCCUUGACACCGACUCCGACUCAGAAGACGAACACAUGCCACCCUCACCACCCACCCACACCAUUGAAGUCCUGAGCGAGAAGCAAAGACAAGCCAUUGCCACGACUUCAUUCUACGAUGCCAAGGACAAUGCCUCCUUAUCACCCGAAGAGUCGGAAGCCUUCGAAGAAGAAGGCUUCUACCUCCCUUCAAGGCAACAGCCAACCAUAAUCGCUGCCUAUUGAGCAGGUUGAUUGACCGCCCUUGAAAACGACUCUUUGUGAUACCCAGCAGCGUUCUAGCAAUCUCGGCAUCUCACGGCAACUUGACGUCUUUUACGAGCAUGGUGUUUAUGGUAUCUUUACACUUCUGGAUUCUGUCGGUGGAAUCAAAAUGUAUUCAACACGGAAAUUUGGGCCAGUCUAGGAGGAACACACGCAAGGAGCCACGAGAGCAGGGCGAGAUUGGAGGAGGGGAUUCCAUGGCCUCAUUGUCGACCCAUUAGUCGUGGCCGCUGUGCCAGCGUGGGAAAGCAAUGCAGGGAUUGGAAGACCUCGACCGCCUCGACCAUGCUUCAACAUUGUUGGCUCUGGUUUCUCAAUAUGACUCUACUCUAUGUACAAUGGCAGAUAGUUCUCCCUCGAUACUAGCAUCGGAGGUCGAGACACCUGACACAAAUGAUAAUUCAUUUGAAAAAAGGCAUCUACACUAUUGUUUCAUCUCUUGCACAAUAUCCAGCAUUGACUUCCGAUCUCCCGGUGUCCCCCAAGCCUUGUUGCGGAGGCUGGUUGUUGCCCUUCGCGCUUAGAUUAAAGCCGACCG
This is a messenger RNA of Cladophialophora immunda, 1613 nucleotides long. RefSeq lists its product as uncharacterized. The record is from RefSeq and is a predicted model, not a curated record. The transcript has a single exon. NCBI's taxonomy places the organism in Eukaryota, Fungi, Ascomycota, Eurotiomycetes, Chaetothyriales, Herpotrichiellaceae. Bases 287 to 1036 code for a protein of 249 amino acids.